UUCUCCACCUUUUGGAUAAAAUCCCAACUCAUUCCGGUCAAGCUAAGAAUUCAAGGCGUUGCACCAACACACUGUUUUGACGUCACAGUACUUUCUCAUCCCGAUAAGGAUGUUUAAUCACGUGGUCUACAUCUUAGUUCGAUCUUCGCUAUAAAUUCAAGCACCCUCGAGCCGUAGUAUGCAACUCAGAAAUUAAGCAACACAAUGGAAAGGCUUUGUGUAUGGUUGGUGCUCUCUCUCUGCCUGUUCGCUGCUGCCACCACUGCCCAACAGUGUGGGAGGCAAGCCGGCGGCAAAACAUGUUCCAACAACCUUUGCUGUAGCCAGUAUGGUUACUGUGGCACUACUGAUGACUAUUGCUCCCCUUCUAAAGGCUGUCAGAGCAAUUGUCAAUCAAGCAGCAGCGGUGGGGAGAGCGCCUCGAAUGUGAGAGCAACGUACCAUUUCUACAACCCAGAGCAGAAUGGUUGGAACUUGAAUGCUGUAAGUGCAUAUUGCUCGACAUGGGAUGCCAACAAGCCGUUGGCAUGGCGCAGCAAAUAUGGUUGGACGGCCUUUUGUGGACCGGUCGGGCCUCGUGGGCAAGCAGCUUGUGGCAAGUGCCUAAGGGUCACAAACAGCGGAACAGGAGCUCAGGCAACAGUGAGAAUUGUGGAUCAAUGCAGCAAUGGAGGUCUGGAUUUGGAUCAUGCAGGAGUGUUUCAAAAACUAGACACUGAUGGAAACGGAUAUGCCCGGGGCCACCUUAUCGUGAGCUACCAGUUUGUGAACUGCGGUGAUUAAAGCAGUUCUAUUUUACAUUCCCACGAUUGUAAAAACAUAGUCAGAUUACUAGUUCUGACAAUAAAUAAAUGAAGUUCGAAUUCAAUAACUA
Molecule: messenger RNA, 874 nt
Organism: Juglans regia (Persian walnut)
Lineage: Eukaryota; Viridiplantae; Streptophyta; Magnoliopsida; Fagales; Juglandaceae
Product: barwin-like
Exons: 2
Coding region: 205-783 (192 amino acids)
Biological process (GO): defense response to bacterium; defense response to fungus
Molecular function (GO): RNA nuclease activity; chitin binding
Source: RefSeq, a predicted model, not a curated record